GUACUCUAGGGCGGUUUUCUUACGGCGCUUCUCUUGACCUUAGUCUGUCUCGAGGGAUUAAUGAUUUGUCAAAACAUCUAAUUCAGGAUACAUGCGUGAAUUUCUAUAAACGAACACUGUUGUAUAAUCACUAAAAGUGAUACAAUUAGUCCUAUAUAUAAAUAUAAAUUAUGAGUCUCUUUACAAGUCCACCUCCAGUUGUAAAGCGACUUAUAAGUUACAUCAAAGAAGGUUCAGACAAAGAAGAAAAGUGGAAGGAAAAGGCUGUUAAGUCAUUAGUCAAGAGGCUGAAAAACGGGACACAAUUGGACGAGUUGGAACGUGCUUUGGUUAGCCAAGAUCCAUCUACACGCUGUGUUACAAUACCUCGUUCAUUGGAUGGGCGUCUACAGGUUGCCCAGAAAAAAGGUUUACCACACGUUUUUUACUGCCAACUUUGGCGAUGGCCAGACCUGCAUACUCAGCACGAGUUAAGGCCUAUCGCUACUUGUGAAUAUUCUUUCCAAUCAAAACGCGAUGAGGUUUGUAUCAACCCUUAUCACUAUCGAAGGAUUGAAAAUCCAGUUCUCCCACCAAUUAUGGUUCCUCGUACAGUUAACAAUGGGACUUCCGGAGUCAAUAACGACAACACACAUCGUGGUGUUACAGAAUCAUCUACUGAACGUUAUGGAAGAGGUUCAUCUUUUGGUUCACAUCAUUCUCGAUACUCCUCUAUGCAUAAUCAGUAUCAACAAGGUCUUCAACAACAACAUCAUCUAAAUGCUUUACAGAGUCAUCAUCCUUCCUCUGCUGGACUAAAUGAUUCUAUGAUAAUGGGAGAUGAUUGUGGUUCAGAACCAAAUAGUUUAGCUGCCCUCCUAGCUCCUCCAUCUAAACAACCCAGACAACAUCUUGCUACAGAUGCUGUAACAGCUGCUGCUCUAGCCAGAGGUGAUGCACUUGACGCGUAUGCUGUAGCAAGUCGAGCAAUAGCUGGUUUAGAAAAUGUCGGAAAUGUACUCGGUGGGACGCAUCCACCAUGUGUGAGCCUUCGUGAGGCUGCUGAAAAUAUGACUCUGGGUGGACCCCCCAAUUUAGUUGGAACGCCCCCAGCUCCUCCUCAUACAGGCUAUCAAUCGUCUCUUAUGAAUGUAGUGUCCAGUCUUAGCGGUGAUGGUCGUGAUUUCGCUCGCAGUUUAGGUGUAGCAAAUCACAUUCACAAUGCUACAACGAGGUCACUUAGUAUGGGUGAUUAUCCAAUUCCUGUAUCUGCUUGCCAAGAAGAUCGUUCUAACGAUUCUCAGUGCCUAGGUCCAAGUGCUGAUAAUUUGAGUUCAAGUUUUAUGGGUCAAUCAUCAUCAGUUUCUUCAUCUACAACUCAGAAAGCUCCUAGUAUUGCUGGUGCCGGCCCGUCAAUAAACUCUCCUGGUACAUUGUCAUCAGUUGAAGAAAAUUGUAUCAGUGAAGAUGACAAUAUGGAUCUAGAUAUGUUAAGUGAUGUUCUUAUUGAUGGAAAUGAAAUGACUUCAGUAGCUUAUCAAGAACCUGAAUAUUGGUGUUCAUUAUAUUAUUAUGAAAUGAAUACUCGUGUUGGAGAUACAUUUCAUUGUUCUAGUCCAUGUUUAACUGUUGACGGUUUCACCGAUCCAAAUAGACAUAAUCGUUUCUGUUUAGGUCUAUUAUCCAAUGUGAAUAGAGGACAUCAGAUUGAGCUAACUAGAAGGCAUAUUGGUAAAGGUGUUAAACUUUAUUAUAUUGGCGGUGAAGUGUUUGCAGAAUGUUUAAGUGACAGUGCUAUAUUUGUACAAUCUCCUAAUUGCAAUUAUAUGUAUAAAUGGCAUCCAGCAACUGUAUGUAAAAUUCCACCUGGAUGUAAUUUGAAAAUAUUCAAUAAUCAAGAAUUUGCUAAUCUUCUUACAGAGAAUGUAACUAAAGGUUUUGAAGCUGUUUAUUCACUAACAAAUAUGUGUACUAUACGAAUGAGUUUUGUCAAAGGAUGGGGUGCUGAUUAUCGCCUUAAGGAUUCCAUUUGGAGGCUUGCCUUGUGACGCAGUUCGGUGCUUUCCUCAAUGUGUGUCCUGUUCACUUUCAGCUCUGCUUUUUGAUUUCUUCCUCCACUGGAAUCGGGUUUGUUCUCUCCCACAGUAGGUUGUUUCUGAUAGUGCCUGGCCAAUGGAUCUGAAGUAUUUUGCGUAAACAAUUGUUAAUAAACACCUAUAUCUUCUGGAUGAUGGCUUUCAUAGUUCUCCAGGUUUCUGCCCCAUACAGUAGAACUGUCUUGACAUUUGUAUUGAAAAUCCUAACCUUGGUGUUGGUUGACAGUUGUUUUGAGUUCCAGAUGUCAUUCAGUUGUAGAUAUGCUGUUCUUGCUUUGCCGAUCCGCGCCUUCACAUCUGUAUCAGAUCCACCGUGUUCAUCAAUGAUACUGCCCAGAUAUGUAAAGGUUUUUACAUCUUCCAAAUCUUCUCCGUCAAUUGUGAUUGGAUUGGUGCAUUCUGUGUUGUAUCGGAGAAUCCAGAUUUUCCCUUUGUGUAUACUGAGACCGACUACUGCUACUCUGAUCGUCUUUUCCUGCAUUUGUUGUUACGUGUGCAAUAGAAGAGUCAGAUCAUCUACGAACAAAUGUUAUAUUAACGUACAUUAUAAAUUUUUGAAUGUAUUAUACUGAAUAAAGACUACAAGCCUAUAAUG
Schistosoma curassoni is the source of this 2670-nucleotide messenger RNA. The record is from the annotation of a GenBank genome assembly. NCBI's taxonomy places the organism in Eukaryota, Metazoa, Platyhelminthes, Trematoda, Strigeidida, Schistosomatidae.